AUGUACACCGUUGUUUUCGUCCGCCACGGCGAAAGCGAGUGGAACCUCGCGAACCGUUUUUGCGGCUGGGCCGACAAAGCUUUGACCGAAACUGGCAAAAAUGAGGCUAGGGAAUGUGGUAAAAUUCUCAAGGAAGCCAACUUCAAGUUCGGCACACUCUUCACCUCAGUGUUGAAGCGCGCCAUCGUCACCGCCGACAUCAUUAUGGAGGUCUUGGGCCACAGUGACAUUCCCACCUACCGCAACUGGCGUUUGAACGAGCGCCACUACGGUGCCCUCCAGGGUUUGAACAAGGCCGAAACCGUCGAGAAGUUCUCCCUGGAAAAGGUCAACAUAUGGAGGCGUUCCUACAACACCCCUCCCCCGGCCUGCUCUCUUGACAGCGAGUUCUACCCCGGCAACGACCCGAUGUACGACUGCAUUCCCCGUGACGAGAUCCCCAACGGCGAGAGCCUUGAGUUGUGCCAGAAGCGUGUCCUCCCCUACUGGAACGAGACCAUUAUUCCCCAGAUGAAGGCUGGAGAGCCUGUGUUGGUUGUUGCUCACGGUAACACCAUCCGCGCCUUGAUGAAGGUUAUCGAAAACAUAACCGACGAGGAGAUCACCAAGAUCAACAUUCCGCACGGUGUGCCGAUUGUCUACAACUUCUCUUGCGACAUGAAAUUCAUGGACAAGAAGUUCUUGAUGUCUGAGGAGGAGCUUAAGGCGAAAAUGGCCGAGAUCGCCAACCAGGUUCUCAAGAAGUAA
This is a messenger RNA of Babesia ovata, 747 nucleotides long. Its product is annotated as phosphoglyceromutase. The coding region runs from base 1 to 747 and encodes 248 amino acids. The transcript is spliced from 5 exons. Gene Ontology annotation, molecular function: intramolecular phosphotransferase activity. Gene Ontology annotation, biological process: glycolytic process. NCBI's taxonomy places the organism in Eukaryota, Apicomplexa, Aconoidasida, Piroplasmida, Babesiidae. The record is from RefSeq and is a predicted model, not a curated record.